AUGGAGCAACUCAAUUCACAGCUCGCUCACAUGGCAAUCUCCGGUGCGAAGCCAGAAACCGCCGAUGAAGAUACAAAAAUGGACGAGUCACCUCAAACCUCGCCAUCGUCAUCCAUCGUCGAGCCAAGUAACACCAGGAGCCCAUCUGAGCUUGGCAGUAUCGAACUCAACUAUGGCACUGCGGAAACCUCCCCGGCUUCAAAUGCUGGCUCAUACUAUGACUCAUCUUCAGUUCCCCGACUGAACCUCACGUAUUUAUUGUACACGCCUGAAAACUAUUCUUCUCUCCUCAAGAUGAUUCACAUGUGCGAAGAGCUGUUCGAAGUCAAGUAUUGUGUCUCCGACAAGUCGGCGCCCGGGCAGUUUUUCGUGAAGUGGCUCCCGUCCCCCUGGGAUAACUUGCCGGACUUCACUAGUCGUCAUGUAGUUGAACUUCGAGAGUUUAUUGAAGUGGUGAAAGAGAGCCCGGAGCCCUAUCCAUCUGCCGAUGAUUUGCUGAACGACACAGCCGAUUCGCGGAUUUCCUACCUUGCAAAUGCCCUUCAAAGGUUUCUUUAUCACGAGCCAGGUUCCAUGUCUCAUUAUGAAGCUUGGUUUCACCUUGAAAUGGCCGUGUACCGAAUUAUGCACAGUUAG
Messenger RNA from Penicillium verhagenii, 636 nucleotides. RefSeq lists its product as uncharacterized. The coding region runs from base 1 to 636 and encodes 211 amino acids. The record is from RefSeq and is a predicted model, not a curated record. NCBI's taxonomy places the organism in Eukaryota, Fungi, Ascomycota, Eurotiomycetes, Eurotiales, Aspergillaceae. The transcript has a single exon.